Messenger RNA from Maylandia zebra (zebra mbuna), 1235 nucleotides. Lineage: Eukaryota; Metazoa; Chordata; Actinopteri; Cichliformes; Cichlidae. The record is from RefSeq and is a predicted model, not a curated record.
AAUCCACUUUUUACAUAGUACCUCUUCAGGAAACAUUAGACACAUCUCCUCUACCUCCCGACUCACAGCACUUUUCAAAGAUGCCAAAGAAGAUAUGUUACCAGUGUAAUGAAGUUAUGCCUCUGCAGAUGCUUGCAGUACACAUCAAUACGUGCAAAGGAAAAUUCUCUCCUGAUGAGACUGAUGAUGAGGAAUCGGAGUUAUGCAUUGUGAAAAGCAAAUGCAAGGUUAUUUGUCCAAUAUGCACUAAGGAUUUUCCUGAAGAUGAGAUCACAGUCCAUGCGAGUCUGUGUGGGGAUAGCUUUCAAUGCAUGGUGCCUGAAGAAAAUGACCAAACUACAGGGACACCAGCUCAAACUUCAGUAUGCACAACAGACAGCGUGGAAGAUGUAUUGCGUUGCCUUGAACAACAAGUCGACACCACAACAGAAUUUAAGUUGUGUGUGGACAGAGAAGACCUUCCAGACAGAGGCAUUCUCCAGUGGCAGAGAAAAAAAGCUGCAUCUCCCACCAGUGUUCUUAGGGUGGUUUUCAUAGGAGAGGCAGGCGUGGAUACAGGAGCACUUAGGAAAGAGUUUUUGAGUGACAUGAUUUCAGGUAUUGAAAGCAGAUUCUUUGAAGGACUUGAGAACAAGGGCAAAAACCCCAAGUAUUCUCUGACCGAUCUUGAUAAUGAAAACUUCAGAACUGUUGGUGAAAUAAUUGCAGUCAGCCUCGCCCAAGGAGGCCCAUCUCCUGCCUUUUUCAAAGAAUGGUGCUACAAUUUCCUCUGCUCAGGAGAGGUUGAUUUCAGCUGUCUGUCUAAGGAGGAUGUUGCAGAUGUGGAAUCUUCCCUGCUCAUCCGCAAAGUUGAAGAUGCAGCAGACAUACAGUCUCUGAUGAUGUGGGCUGAUGAAAUUGUCAGCUGUGGAUACACAAACCAGAUAAAGAUGGAUAGUAAGGAAAGCAUGAUCCGUGCUAUUGUCUUACACUCUACAACAAGACUGAUUCCAAUGCUACAGCAGCUCCGAAAGGGCAUGGAACUGUAUGGUCUUGUGAACCUGAUGGCUGUAAAUCCUGAAGCUUGCCACAGUUUGUUUGUUCCUGGGAAAAUCCUCAAACCAGACGCUGAUUUCAUUAUGAUGAGCUGCCAACCACAUUUCAGUGAAAAAGGGACAUCUAGGGAGAGAACUGAGAGGAAGAUCAUACAUUUUUUGCAAGAUUUCUUGCAGGAGAUUGAAGUAUCAGGGCACUAG